AUGGUCCGAUUGAGAGUAGAUGUAUCUGGUGGUAAGGAGAGAUUUAAGCGGCCAAUCAAUUAUUCUCGUAGAGAAUCGCAUGGUCCAUCACCUUUUCUUGAAAAUGGAGCAUUGGGCAGCCGCAAUGCUGGCAGAGGGCUAACUUUUCUUGGCCCUUGUAACCCACAUCUGACAACCGAGGAUGCGUUGUCUUAUUUGAAGGAAGUUAAGGACACGUUUCAAGGCAGAGAGAAGUAUGAUGUGUUCCUUGAUAUUAUGAAACAUUUUAAGGCUCAAAGAAUUGAUACUGUUACUGUCAUAGCAAGAGUGAAAGACUUGUUCAAAGGGCACCCUAGGUUGAUCACUGGGUUCAACACUUUCUUGCCCGAGGGUUAUACAAUAACUCUCAAUCAAGAAGAUAAGCCUAGAGUUGAAUUUGGAGAAGCUAUCAACUUUGUGAACAAAAUAAAGACGCGUUUCCAAAAUGAUGAUCAUGUCUACAGAUACUUCCUAGACAUAUUGAACAUGUAUAGGAAAGAGCAUAAGGGAAUCAAUGAGGUGUACCGAGAGAUUGCCGUACUUUUCAAUGGCCAUCCAGAUUUGCUAGAUGAGUUCACUAGGUUCUUGCCAGAUACUAAGAAGGAAGUAGAUCUAAGCAAGCAGCAGCAUCCUGGUAAAAUGAAUUCUUUUGGAGAGUUUGAAGAUACCCUGAAAUAUUCGUGUAGCAAAGGGUUCAUUUUCUGUGAAAGGGUAAAGGAAAGACUACAAAGUCCAGCUGAUUAUCUGAAAUUCUUAAAAUGUCUCCAUAUUUACAGCACAGAAACGAUUGCAAGGAACAAGUUACAAAGUUUGGUUGCUGAAAUAAUUGGAAAAUAUCCUGAUCUUAUGGAGGGUUUCAAUGAAUUUCUGGAUCGAUAUGAUCGAGUUGAUACAUAUACAAAAGGGUUCACUUUCUGUGAAGAGGUAAAGGAAAGACUAGGAAGUCCAGCUGAUUAUCAGACAUUCUUAAAAUGUCUUAGUGAUUACAGCGGAGAAAUAAUUACAAGGGAGCAGUUACAAUCUUUGGUUGCUCAAACACUUGGAAAACAUCCUUGUCUUAUGGAGCGUUUCAAUGUAUUUAUAGAUCGUUAUGAACGAGCUGUUGGAUUUCUUGUAGGUGUAAUGACUAAGUGGAAUGAAUCCAAGUUAGUAAAGGAAGAAGAGAACAAGUGUAAAAACUGAGGCUCCUUCAACUUAUCAAAUAAAACAAGAAAAUGAGGCUCGUCCA
Solanum verrucosum is the source of this 1246-nucleotide messenger RNA. Its product is annotated as paired amphipathic helix protein Sin3-like 1. The record is from RefSeq and is a predicted model, not a curated record. Lineage: Eukaryota; Viridiplantae; Streptophyta; Magnoliopsida; Solanales; Solanaceae. Bases 1 to 1200 code for a protein of 399 amino acids. Gene Ontology annotation, biological process: negative regulation of transcription by RNA polymerase II. Gene Ontology annotation, molecular function: transcription corepressor activity. The transcript is spliced from 10 exons. Gene Ontology annotation, cellular component: chromatin; histone deacetylase complex.